Molecule: messenger RNA, 1788 nt
Organism: Williopsis jadinii
Lineage: Eukaryota; Fungi; Ascomycota; Saccharomycetes; Phaffomycetales; Wickerhamomycetaceae
Gene: SMN1
Product: Smn1p
Exons: 1
Coding region: 1-1788 (595 amino acids)
Biological process (GO): nucleotide catabolic process
Cellular component (GO): cytosol
Molecular function (GO): hydrolase activity
Source: RefSeq, a predicted model, not a curated record
AUGAAGAAAUCAACGCUUUACUGCCUUUCAGUCCUGACACAGCUAGUUGUUGCGUCUGAGCAGAGCCCAAUUGUACAGCAACAACCACACAUCUCUCCGCCAAAGAACUCACAGUUCAGAGAGCUUGUGUGGGGAGACCUGAACUUCCUCCACACCACUGACACGCACGGUUGGUACGCAGGCCACUUGAACCAGAGACAGUACAGUGGUGACUGGGGUGAUUUCAUAUCUUUUACCGCUAAGCUGCGCGAGCUGAACGACGUGAAGGGCUCAGAUCUAUUGGUUGUCGAUACUGGUGAUAAGCACGAUGGCAACGGACUGAGCGAUAUCACAGAGCCCAACGGUGCUGUUUCUACUUCAAUAUUCAAUUCGUUGGAGUACGACUUGGUCACUUUGGGCAAUCAUGAGUUGUACACGGAGGAGAACUCUGUACAGGAGUAUGAGGUGUCUGUGAAGAGGUUUGGAGAUAGAUAUGUCUCUAGUAACGUGGAGUUCAAAUUGGACAAUGGAACAUUUGUACCUUUUGGUUCGAAGUAUCGCAUAUUCAAGACAGCCAAUAGAGGUUACAGAGUGCUGGCACUCUCGUUCCUCUUUGACUUCACACGGUUCAACUCCAGAACAAGAGUGACGCCAUUGUCGAAAGUGCUGAAACAGAGCUGGUUUAACGAGUUGUUGGCACGCACACCAGAGACAGACAUCGACUAUAUCGUUGUAUUUGGCCAUAUCCCAGUGACAGACGUUGAGGAACAUGAGCUACUCUCAUUGCACAUCCAUCUGAGAAGGCUGUACCCGAACACACCGGUACAGUACCUUGGAGGCCACUCUCAUAUACGAGACUUUGCCGUCUUUGACCGUCUCGCAACAGGGCUACAGAGUGGCCGCUAUUGUGAAACUGUGGGAUGGAUAAGCAUCAACCAAACCGAGACAGGCGUACAGUUCAAUAGAAGGUUUGUAGACUUUAACAGAGAAAGCUUCAAACAUCAUACUGGACUCGACGAUAAGGAAUUUGACACGCCUGAGGGCUUGCAGAUGACAAGCCAUAUAGCAAAGAUGAGACGGCAUUUGAACUUAACUCAUAGCUAUGGCUAUGUCGACAGAUCAUACAUGUCCAACAGAUACCCAUAUGGCCAUCCCUUGAACGUUUACACGUUGUUGAACUCCACCAUUUUACCAACUUUGCAAGGUGCAAAUGAAGUACAGUCUUCAACUUCGAACCGGCUGAUCAUAGUCAACUCUGGAAGUAUAAGAUAUGACCUGUACAAGGGAAAUUUCACAAGAGAUCAAGAGUAUAUCGUUUCACCUUUCAAGAAUAACUGGAAUGUCAUCACUUUGCCUAAGGAUCUGGCGUUAGCCAUCCCACCAUUUCUCAACAAUGGUAGAUUUAUCCUUCAGUUAUCUACCCCGGAAAAGGCAUCAAUCUUACUCCAGAGAGAAAAGAGUCAACAGUUCAACUCAAUGGCAGGUGAGCAUGACAAUCUCCGUUGUCCUGAUAUCCACAAGAAAGGUUUGAAAUAUGGGUUGACCACACGGGACGAUUAUGGCUGUGAUGGUGACGAUGUUGUUCACAAUUCCAUCCCAUACUAUCCUGCACCCAAUAUUGUGGAUUCCUAUGAGGAGAAAGAUCCCCUUAACGAUCAGGUUGACCUAGUCUUCUACGAUUUCAUCCAGCCUUACAUCUUGGAAGCUAUCAACCACUUGGACAGGACGAAUCGCUAUUCGGAGCGAGACAUUCACUACUACGGUGGGAAGAGCACUGGUGUUCUCUUGAGAGACUAUUUUACAGAUUAA